Manis javanica (Malayan pangolin) is the source of this 6294-nucleotide messenger RNA. The record is from RefSeq and is a predicted model, not a curated record. Lineage: Eukaryota; Metazoa; Chordata; Mammalia; Pholidota; Manidae.
UGUUUAAGCCCUUCUCAGAAGUUCUUCUCUGUAAAGGAAUUUGAGUCAUCAAGCAGGUAAGGCACGUAUUGUGAUGGUCUCUCCCAAGAAGCUGCCAUUAGAUUGUGGCCUUGAUAUGCAAUGUUAAGAAGAGUUUCUUCUUAAAACAAAACAAGACUAAGUAAUAGGAAACUCUCAGGAUGAAAAAAAUAUCUAGUGAUUUGUGCCACUCUAAAUUACUACCUAGUCCUUGUCACACCUGCAUACUUGUGGCCACCGAGGAUGGGUCAUGUAGUGUGACACUUACCACCAUAUUAUUUCAUGUAGUUAUUUCCUUCUUGACAUAGAUUCACACACCUGAUUCUGGUUUGGGCUAUGGUCAAACUGGCUUCAGUGCCACUUUGAAUGUCUUUGGACUGGUCCCUUAAAAAGUUUUUUCUUCUUUAAUUCCUUUAGAAGAGAAAUAAAUUACUUACAUAGGAGGAAGUCAUCACAUGGAAAAAUACAAAUCUUGCUGUCAAUGAGAGGGAAAGUAAUUUGUUAUGAGGAACCAUCUGCCUGUUAACCCCAGGAAAAUAGAUAGCGAUAAAAUCUAAAUUGGUUGGUACUGCAGAGAAACAGGUACAUGGUUGAUGGUUCUGUGAAUUCACUCUUUCUGAAAAGCAGUCUAGCAGGAAGGGACAAAACCUCUAAAUGUAUGCAAACCCUUAGAUCCCUUGGUCCUACUUUGGAAGUAAUCCUAAUUAAAUGAACAUUUCAUUUCUUUAGAUGGUAAGCUUUUUAUCAUUCAUGUUUAUCACAUUCCUAUUUUCUCUUGUUCCUUUUUAUAGUCCAUUACAUUUUGUCAGCAAAAUGUUCUGUAAAUUUUCAGAGGUUCAGAGCAUCCUCAUCUCCAAUUUUUUUCAAUAAUUAGAAAUGUAUUUCCCCUCCACAGUGAAGCUAAAUCUACCAUUUUGUUUUCUCUUGGUAUUUGAUAAGGCUUUUGUUCUUGCCUGCUUGUCUCUUCAAUUCCUUAAACAAUCUGGAUUUCUUAAAAUGCUGUGUAUAGUCCUGAGUUAGGUUGGUGCUUUUCCAGAUUAAAACGUGGGCUGGGAAUGCAGGGUCGGAAGGUUACCUAAUUCAGUGGUCCCCACUGUGGCUGUGUGCUGUAUCACGAGAGAGCCUGACAGGAAAAAGAGAGAGAGGAGAGAUUACUGGCCUCUACUCCUGGACAUUCUGUUCAGUAGGCCUAGAUUAAGGGCCUGGCCAUCUGUGACCAGCCAGUGUUAAGAAACCACUGAUGUGGUCUGACACUCAUCACCAAUGCCUAGAUGCCUUUUAAUGUCUUGCCAUAUAUUAAAUAAUAGCCCUCCUCCUUGUCGUGUGGUUUUGGAAGACGUUCCUUGAUGGGGGUCCCUAAUCCCUGACAAAAUCAAGAUAGCAAAAGGAAGCUACAACCCAGGUGGAAAGCUCUGGGUCAUAGGAAGUUCCCUUAGAAGCUCAUCAAAGCUGCUCAUACAGCCUUCAGACCUCAGGGAUGGGCAGAGAAGAGCUGUCUGGCCUGGAGAGACCCUGUGAUCCUGAAUGUGGCCAAGACAUGGCCAUUUUUCAGGAACUGUCACUUCAAGGGCUUCACCUUGCAGAAUCCUUGCCCCUUUCCCAAGCCAGCACCUGCAUCUGAAAAGCAGCUUGACGAUGGGAUGAACAGUGAUGCAGUUGCUGGACGAGCCAAGGGAAGCUGCUCCCAUCCAUUCCAGCUCCUUCCCUUCCUGACACAUGUUUAUGUCAGGCCCCUCUACAGAAUAUGGGUGAAGUCACUCCCGGGGAUCUCUGUGAGCCCUGCCCCCGCUGUUGCCUCCUUCAGCCAAGCCCCAAGCCAGCCUCAGGCAUCGCAGACCCUCACGCCACUGGCUGUACAAGCUGCCCCCCAGGUCUUGACUCAGGAAAACUUAGCCACAGUUCUGACAGGAGUUAUGGUUCCAGCAGGGGCAGUUACUCAACCUCUUCUUAUCCCCAUCAGUAUUGCAGGUCAAGUGGCUGGUCAGCAGGGGCUGGCCGUGUGGACAAUUCCUACAGCAACCGUGGCUGCCCUCCCAGGACUGACCGCUGCUUCUCCUACGGGGGGAAUUUUCAAGCCACCUUUGGCCGGUCUCCAAGCAGCUGCCGUGCUGAAUGCCACCCUCCCAGCACCUGUACAAGCUGCCCCACCGGCCCAGGCCUCCUCACCCGCCCAGUCCCGGCCAACAGCCCAGCCCCAGAUGCUGUUCCAGAGCCAGCCGCUGCCGCAGCCCACAGCUGCCACCGCUACCGCCCCCACCCCCAAGCCAGUGGACACACCCCCACAGAUCACCGUCCAGCCUGCAGGCUUCGCAUUUAGCCCAGGAAUCAUCAGUGCUGCUUCCCUCGGGGGACAGACCCAGAUCCUGGGCUCCCUCACGACAACUCCCGUCAUUGCCAACGCCAUUCCCAGCAUGCCGGGGAUCAGCGGCCAGAUCCUCACCAACGCUCAGGGACAGGUCAUUGGAACACUCCCAUGGGUAGUGAACUCGGCUAGUGUGACAGCCCCAGCAGCAGCCCAAAGCCUGCAGGUCCAGGCUGUGACCCCCCAGCUGUUGUUGAAUGCCCAGGGCCAGGUGAUUGCAACCUUGGCCAGCAGCCCCCUGCCUCCUCCUGUGGCUGUCCGGAAGCCAAGCACGCCUGAGUCCCCUGCUAAGAGUGAGGUGCAGCCCAUCCAGCCCACGCCAGCCGUGCCCCAGCCUGCUGUGGUCAUCACCAGCCCGGCCCCAGCAGCCAAGCCGUCUGCCUCGGCUCCCAUCCCUAUUACCUGCUCAGAGACCCCUACUGUCAGCCAGCUGGUGUCCAAGCCACGUACCCCGAGUCUGGAUGAGGAUGGUAUCAACUUAGAAGAGAUCCGGGAGUUUGCCAAGAACUUUAAGAUCCGGCGGCUAUCCUUGGGCCUCACCCAGACCCAGGUGGGUCAGGCUCUGACUGCAACGGAAGGCCCAGCCUACAGCCAGUCAGCCAUCUGCCGGUUUGAGAAGCUGGACAUCACGCCCAAGAGUGCCCAGAAGCUGAAGCCAGUGCUGGAGAAGUGGCUGAAUGAGGCCGAACUCCGGAACCAGGAGGGCCAGCAGAACCUGAUGGAGUUUGUGGGAGGGGAGCCCUCCAAGAAACGCAAGCGCCGCACCUCCUUCACCCCCCAGGCCAUAGAGGCGCUCAAUGCCUACUUUGAGAAGAACCCACUGCCCACAGGCCAGGAGAUCACCGAGAUCGCUAAGGAGCUCAACUAUGACCGUGAAGUGGUGCGGGUCUGGUUCUGCAAUCGGCGCCAGACACUGAAGAACACCAGCAAGCUGAACGUCUUUCAGAUCCCUUAGGGCUCAGCCCUCAGCCCUGUGUUCCAGCACUUUGUACUUUUCCCCUGGCACCCAGCUGCAGCCGCUGCCGUGUCGGCACCUGUCAUUCCGCCAUAUGCAGUCGUGCUUGUCCUGGGUCGAGCGGCUCCUCUGUGUGCAUGUGCGUCAGCUGCCUUCCCACCCACAUCUCCCGUUGUGGAGAGGGCAGAGGGCCCACCUGGGAGCUACAGGCUGGGGGCUGGUCACGCCACGGGACCCCUCUCUUAAGUGGUAUCACUUAAAGAAGCACUUUGCUAAUGUGGGUUUUGAAGGAUGAAUUCUGGUUGGGAAUCAGAAACUCAUCUACUUUGAGGCAGGGCUUUAGCAGCCCCUAAGGACCACUGGCCCUUAGCUCCUGUUUUCAGUGGCAUUCUCUUUCUACCGUAUCUUCUCCUUUGCUCCUCUGUGUGAGUGUGGCAGGUAUGGUGCCAGUGGAAUCACAGCCUCCCCCUCCCCUGCUUUGCCUGCAGGCACUCUGUCCCCAUGAAAGGACCCAAGGGACACAGUUCUGAAAAAUGUGAUGUGCUGCUCGGAAGGUCAGACUCAGUGUCUGCCUUGACCUCAAGGUCAGCCCUAGAGCCACAAUAUGUGAUCUCCUCUCCCACCUCUCUCUGGUUCCUUUGGGGGGACAUUGCAUUAAAGCAGAACCUUUUCUUUUGUAAUCCACAUUGGAAAGGAGCAACAGGGAACCCUAGCUAUCCUGGAGGUGACUUGGGUCUGCAGCAGGUCAGGAACUUAGUAAACAAGGCCAUCCUCUCAGAUUUUACUCUAAUCUCUUUCAUGGCUAUCUCACCCCAAGACAGCAUGAGUUAGGAGAACUUGCAGCCUGGAAAAUCUCACUGGCCAAGCAAGUAGGCACUCUGAAGAAAAAUGAGGAAAAGAAUUCUGACUGUUUUUCUCUUGUCCUCAUGUUCACCACCAACCCAGUAUGGGGAUGUUCUCAGAAGGGGCAAAUUAAACAGUUAACCAGACAGCAAGGCCCUAGGGGAAAGGCCAGCAUCCAGAAAGAACUGAUGACAGCCCAGGAAGGUCUCUUUUGGAAGGUGACUUAACUCUAAUUUUCUUUGUAACUUUAAGCCUCGGAUACUGGAGGAGAUCUCAUCUCUUAUUUCAUCCAGAGUCUUACACUGUGUAUUUGUGUAAACAAGUGAGUCAAGAACACACCUGAACUAGGAUGGGUUUUGCCUCUAGAGAGGGCAACUAUGGCACAUUGGGGGUUGGCAUCUCAGCCAGGCUACUAAGUGAGUUUCCCAGCCUCACUGUAUCUGGAUGGCCCCUGGAACUCAGGAUGAGACUCUAGGAGGUCAGGAGAGCAUUAAGCGGUUGGCUUCAGUGAGCCCAGACUUGCUGAGCAGGCCAUCCCUAAAGGGCCACAGUCACAGGGACGAGCCACCUCCUCUCUUCACUACUUCUGUCCUUAUAGAGCCAGGUCUCCAGCAGCUGCGCUCCACUGCAGCUCACAUGAUACACCCUGAGGCAGUGACUGUCGCGAGGGCACAUUGCACCUGUGGUCACUGCACAGAGCCACCUCCUGGCCUCGCUUCCUCUGGCCCACUGUGUUUCCUCUCCUGCCUCCAGCUAUUCCUUCCCAGGCCCUUCAGUGCCAGUGUGGCUGUCCCCUUGGUAGGCCUGCUAAUGAAAAGACAGUUGUGUAUCAAAUCACCACACACAUACACACUCACACUGUCUGUCUGUCUUCCCCCACUCCUGUCACACUGCGUUCAGGCCAAUCAAACCUGCCGAGAAUGCAGGGGGCACCUUGCCUGCCCCAGCCUUCCUGGAAAGAAUAUGUCUCCAAGAGGGAGGCUGUACACUCAAGUUCAAGGUUAUCUACCUGUCUCAAUGAGAUGAUAAGCUCACUUGGGAGGGGCAUUGUAAACAAGUUUUCAGUAAGGAGAGUUAAAGUACCAGAGUUUGUAAGGGAUUCAGUGAUUUACACUUCAGCAGAUUAGAGAGAUGCAGGUUUUCACCCUCAAACACCUGCGUUCAGCUAUGCUUUCUUUUUUGGGAGAUGAGUGGGUCACUGCUGGUGCCCUGGGAGUAGCAUGUAAUCCAGGGUGUGUCCAUGGCGGUGGGUAUACUGGAGGACGCUAUCUGUCCUAUGUCACUACAGGAAAAAGGUAAUGUACUCCUGGUCUGAAUUAGGCUUGGCCACAUUUCUCAGCUCCUCCAUUUAAAUCUGUCUUCCAAGGCUGGGCUAGAACUAAACCAUUUUCUCUUCUGCAGGAAGGGUAGGCAGGUCUUUUAGAAGAACUAUACCAGGGGCAGAAUUUUUGCAGGUGGAUUCCCCAAGCAGAGGGGUGCAGAGUGUCCCUGAAGUGUCUCCGGAACAGAGCUCAGGCCUGCCAUCUCUGCUCCUGCUCCCCACCACAGGGCAUCUGGGAAGCAGUGGGGGUCUGGAGUUGUGUUUCUUAUUUUGUUUGUUUUGUGAGCAUCAGGCUUUGAAGGUCAUUUGUAUAAAUUUUGUUUUUAAAGCACUUUCUGGACUUAAGCCAGAGCUCAGUGGUUCUUUUACUGUGGAAAGGCAGCAGAAAGGGCAGAAAUGCUUUAACUGUUUGUAUGGUAUUGUUUGUUUUUGUUUUAAAUGAAAGAAAAGACCAAAACUCUCUAUGGCCCAAUGAAUCACCUGGGGCCUCUGACCCCUCACUAACUAUGGUGUUUUACCCAGGUGGGUCCCAGGAAAGAAUUUGGCCAAAUGGAUUGAGGAACACACUUGAAUUUGGAAUAAGAGACCCUGAUGUCUUGGUGUCCUUGGAAAUCCCAUCCCCUUCCUAUGCCUAUGUUCCCUUCUUGUCUCACCGGCCAGGCCCUGACACAGGUUCUGACUGUCCCCUGACAUGGGGCAAAGCCUACUGAGGGCUGGAGUGAGGGCUGGGGAGGGGAGAAUGGUGGUGAAGCACUUGAUGUAGUUGUGUGGAAUAAACAGUAUUUUUCUUUUGUA